AUGUUUGUUUGCAAUGACUUACGUGCUGAUACCCCUUGCUACAAUGGUCACUACUCUACUGAUAUAACAUAUACUCUAACUGAUUCAUUCAAAGUUCAAACCCUUACUGCUCGGCUGCUCCACCGUUUUCUCUCUCCUUCCUCCCGUUUUCUCCUUCGAUCUCCUUCGAUCUUCUUCCUCUACGAUCUUCUUCGAUCUUCUUCCUCAAAAAUUACGCCCUUCGUUCUCAACUCCAUCGCAAUUUCAAUCAUAAUGAAUUGCAAAUCUGGAAUUAGUCCGCUCCAGGGUUCUUUAAAUUUGGGUGAAAUUCCUGGGUUUGAUCGAUCUUCUUCAAUUAUCGGGAUUUUAGUUAAUUUUUAGUUUGCUGAGGUUUCUGCAAUUUAUUUUUGAGAAAAUGGGAAAGCGUGGAAAUAAUCAGAAGAAAGCCCCUCAGAAUUUGAAGAAAAUGAAGCUGAAUAAUGAAGAUGUGAAAAAAUUCAGUAGUAUGGAGGAUGAAAUUGAUGUCUGUAAGUAUUCUCCUUCUUAUUGUUCUUAUAAUUAUUGUAUUGAGUUUGUAUUUAUUAGAAAUAUUGAGUUUGUAUUGAUUUCUUUGAUUAAUUAAAUUGUAGAGUAUUUCUUUGAAUUAUUACAGAGUAUUUCUUUGAAUUAUUUUAGUUUGUAGAGUAUACCCUAUGAUUUUAU
Messenger RNA from Spinacia oleracea (spinach), 681 nucleotides. RefSeq lists its product as uncharacterized. The coding region runs from base 1 to 360 and encodes 119 amino acids. The transcript has 4 exons. The record is from RefSeq and is a predicted model, not a curated record. Lineage: Eukaryota; Viridiplantae; Streptophyta; Magnoliopsida; Caryophyllales; Amaranthaceae.